AAUUAUAUUCCACGAAAUUCAAAGUAAAACUGCAAAAACUCAAUCAUGACUCCACGUGUUCACGCCGCAAAAAAGUGUAAAAUCUUACAAAGGUGUGUGUUUCUGCGUACUAUGAGCAAAACGGUUUUUACACGCCUCAAGUGAACGCAAACCUUAACGUAAACACAUACAAACCCAGUGACGCCAGACGAACUGCACACAAACCAAUUUAUCACGGAGCGUGCGAGUAUAAAUAGGAGCGCCGACCCGCCGCCCCGCACUCUGCAACGAGCACUCGGAGAGAGCACGUCGCGAUCUAUAAACCGCACUCAAAUACCAAACAAUAAACUAUCCAACAUGGUUGUGAAACUAGAAACUGUUGCCGCGCUGUACGCUGAUGUUUACCCAGCGCUGCCUAAACACCGUGACAUGGACACCAUUGUCACCGACUGCCCGAGGAGACAGAAGCUUCGGGGAACUGCGCUGCCCGCGCUUGUUGAAGAUGACUCGGAGGAGGUGUUCGAGCCGGAGCAGAGGUCCUACGUGAUGCGCACGGAGGGCCUCCGCCGCCAGAAGUCCAUCUCGCCGCAGCGGCGGGAGAAGCUGCGCCGCACGCUGGCGCUGCCCUCCCUGUCCGAGGACGAGGAGCCUUGAUCCACUCGCUCCCGUCUCCCGGAUGAAGUUAUGAAGCUGUGGCCGGCUGUUCGGCUUCAAUCCUCGGAUCGUGAAAGAUCCUGAGGGAGUUCUGUGAAGUUGGAACCGCCUGGAGAAGUGAACCUUUGGAACAAACCACGGUGGAAAGUGUUGGACAUUGACAUGUGAAGUGAAACCAAAAAGUUGUUUAGCCAAAGUAUAUGCCAAUGUAGGUGUUAAGUCUAGCAUAAGUUUUUUAACGGGAAUAAAUGUGUUUUUACUGAA
This is a messenger RNA of Spodoptera frugiperda (fall armyworm), 897 nucleotides long. RefSeq lists its product as uncharacterized. Lineage: Eukaryota; Metazoa; Arthropoda; Insecta; Lepidoptera; Noctuidae. The transcript has a single exon. The coding region runs from base 337 to 633 and encodes 98 amino acids. The record is from RefSeq and is a predicted model, not a curated record.